CAUAUAUAUAUACACAUAAUAAAUCUGUAUAUUAGACGCUAAUUUAAAGAGAGAGAAAGAGAGAGGGUUUGCUAAGUUUCUAGAGAGAGAAAGCUCGUCUUUAGCUCUCUCUAUCUCUUACCUUUUCUUCCCCCUUUGUGCCUCUGGUCUCUGUAUUUUUGCUUCAUCUGAUUUGGUCCUCAAGUUUAUUGUUUUUCGUUUGCAGAUCUAGUAAUAUUUUUGGUAAUAUUCUUGGGUUUUUAAUCGAAGACGGGGCGGUCAAGAUGUCGUCGCUUAGUAGGGAACUUGUGUUCCUGAUCUUACAGUUUCUCGACGAAGAAAAGUUCAAAGAGACUGUUCACAAGCUAGAGCAGGAAUCUGGGUUUUUCUUUAAUAUGAAGUAUUUUGAGGAUGAGGUUCACAAUGGCAAUUGGGAUGAGGUUGAGAAGUACCUAUCUGGGUUCACAAAAGUAGAUGAUAAUCGGUAUUCCAUGAAAAUAUUUUUUGAGAUAAGAAAGCAGAAGUACCUUGAGGCCUUGGACAAGCAUGAUCGGUCUAAGGCUGUGGAUAUAUUAGUGAAGGAUUUGAAGGUCUUUGCCACAUUUAAUGAAGAACUUUUCAAGGAAAUCACUCAGCUUUUGACACUAGAGAAUUUUAGAGAGAAUGAACAACUGUCAAAGUAUGGAGAUACAAAGUCGGCCCGGGCAAUCAUGUUGGUUGAGCUCAAGAAGCUGAUAGAAGCAAAUCCUUUGUUUCGUGACAAAUUGCAGUUCCCACAGCUUAAAAAUUCUAGGCUGAGGACCCUCAUUAAUCAAAGCUUAAAUUGGCAGCACCAACUUUGUAAAAACCCCAGACCAAAUCCAGAUAUAAAAACUCUUUUUGUGGAUCACUCGUGUGGACAACCAAACGGUGCUCGUGCUCCAUCACCUGCAAAUAAUCCUCUUCUUGGAUCGUUGCCAAAAGCUGGAGGCUUUCCACCUCUAGGUGCACACGGGCCUUUUCAACCAGCACCGGCGGCAGUUCCAACACCUCUUGCAGGUUGGAUGUCCAAUCCUUCUACUGUUACUCAUCCUGCUGUUUCUGGGGGAGCUAUUAAUCUGGGUGCUCCAUCAAUUCCAGCUGCAUUGAAGCAUCCAAGGACUCCUCCUACUAAUCCUUCUGUCGACUACCCAUCUGGGGAUUCUGAUCACGUCUCAAAAAGAACUCGGCCAAUGGGAAUUUCUGAUGAGGUUAAUCUACCUGUUAGUGUGAUGACAGCAUUUCCGGGACAUGGUCAUAGUCAACCUUUUAAUGCUCCUGAUGACUUGCCUAAAUCUGUUACGCGGACUUUAAAUCAGGGUUCAUCUCCUAUGAGCAUGGAUUUUCACCCUGUUCAGCAGACCCUACUUCUUGUUGGCACCAAUGUGGGUGACAUAGGGUUGUGGGAAGUGGGUUCGAGGGAGCGAUUGGUUUUGAGAAACUUCAAAGUUUGGGAUCUUGGUGCAUGCUCAAUGCCUCUGCAGGCUGCCUUAGUUAAGGAUCCUGGUGUUUCAGUGAAUCGUGUUAUUUGGAGUCCUGAUGGCUCUUUAUUCGGGGUUGCAUAUUCAAGGCAUAUUAUUCAAUUAUAUUCUUAUCAAGGGGGUGAUGAUGUUCGUCAACACCUGGAGAUUGAUGCUCAUGUUGGUGGAGUAAAUGAUCUAGCUUUCUCCCACCCCAAUAAGCAACUCUGUGUUAUCACGUGUGGUGAUGACAAGACGAUCAAGGUGUGGGAUGCUGCUACUGGUGCAAAACAAUACACUUUUGAAGGUCAUGAGGCACCUGUUUAUUCUGUGUGCCCCCAUUAUAAGGAAAAUAUUCAGUUUAUCUUUUCAACAGCCCUCGACGGAAAGAUAAAAGCAUGGUUGUAUGACAAUCUUGGAUCUCGAGUUGACUAUGAUGCUCCUGGCCGUUGGUGCACGACCAUGGCAUAUAGUGCGGAUGGUACAAGGCUCUUUUCAUGUGGGACAAGUAAAGAUGGGGAGUCAUUUAUUGUUGAAUGGAAUGAAAGUGAAGGGGCUGUAAAGAGGACCUAUCAAGGAUUCCGCAAGCGUUCUCUGGGUGUUGUGCAAUUUGAUACAACUAAAAAUCGGUUUUUAGCAGCUGGGGAUGAUUUCUCUAUUAAAUUCUGGGAUAUGGACAAUGUUCAACUUUUGACUACUGUUGAGGCUGAUGGAGGAUUGCCAGCGAGCCCCCGUAUCCGCUUUAACAAGGAUGGAAGUCUUUUGGCUGUUUCUGCCAAUGAGAAUGGCAUUAAGAUUUUGGCAAAUCAAGACGGAAUGAGGUUGCUGCGCUCUUUUGAGAGUCUAUCUUAUGAUGCAUCCAGGACAUCUGAGGCUGUGACAAAGCCCACAGUUAGCCCAAUUUCAGCUGCUGCCGCCGCUGCUGCUACUAGCGCUGGACUUUCAGAAAGAACAACCUCUGUAGUUACCAUUGCUGGAAUGAAUGGGGAUUCCCGGAGCUUGGGAGAUGUGAAACCUAGAAUAGCUGAAGAAAAUGACAAAUCAAAGAUUUGGAAGCUCACUGAAAUCACUGAACCAUCUCAGUGUCGGUCUUUAAGGCUCCAAGAAAACAUGAGGGUAACUAAGAUAUCAAGGUUAAUUUAUACAAAUUCUGGCAAUGCCGUUUUAGCGUUAGGAUCAAAUGCUAUUCAUUUACUAUGGAAAUGGCAGCGAAGUGACCGUAAUUCUAGUGGCAGAGCGACCGCCAAUGUAUCACCUCAAUUGUGGCAACCAACAAGUGGUAUUCUAAUGACCAAUGAUGUAGCUGACACUAGUUCUGAAGAGGCUGUACCUUGCUUCGCUUUGUCCAAGAAUGAUUCUUAUGUAAUGUCAGCAUCUGGUGGGAAGAUAUCCCUUUUCAAUAUGAUGACGUUUAAGACAAUGACAACUUUCAUGCCUCCACCACCUGCUGCAACGUUUCUUGCUUUCCAUCCUCAAGAUAACAAUAUUAUUGCUAUUGGAAUGGAUGAUUCAACAAUUCAGAUCUACAAUGUGCGGGUAGAUGAGGUAAAGAGCAAGCUGAAAGGCCAUUCUAAAAGGAUUACUGGCCUAGCCUUUUCUCACGUUCUGAAUGUGCUAGUUUCAUCUGGAGCAGAUGCUCAGAUUUGUGUGUGGAACUCAGAUGGAUGGGAAAAACAGAGAAACAGAUUCUUGCAAAUUCCUUCUGGGAGGACACCAUCGUCUCAGUCGGAUACCCGUGUACAGUUUCAUCAAGACCAGAUACACUUCCUAGUUGUGCAUGAGACUCAACUUGCCAUAUUCGAAACGACAAAACUAGAAUGUGUAAAGCAGUGGAUCCCACGUGAAUCUUCUGCAUCAAUUUCUCAUGCAACAUUCUCGUGCGACAGCCAGCUUGUAUAUGCCAGCUUUUUAGAUGCCACAGUCUGUGUUUUCAGCGCUACCAAUCUCAGAUUAAGAUGUCGUAUCAACCCUUCUGCAUAUCUUCCUGCCAAUAUCAGUUCUAAUGUACAGCCACUGGUGAUUGCGGCCCAUCCUCAAGAAGCAAACCAGUUUGCUUUAGGACUAUCAGAUGGUGGGGUUCAUGUCUUUGAGCCUCUUGAAUCUGAAGGUAAAUGGGGUGUGCCUCCGCCUGUUGAGAAUGGGUCAGCGAGCAAUGCUUCAGCUACUCCAGUUGGAGGUUCAGCUUCAGAUCAAGCUCAAAGAUGAUCAAACGACUGCCAGACUAUACAAGCUCUUUUACAUGCUUGACUUGCUGGCCCAUUCUCUUAUUUUAGUUGGUGGUUGAUGAUAUGUAAUUUUUUGCUGAAAAUGAUGAUAUGUAAUUUACUCAAGGAACAAUGUGCAAAGAUCUUAGAUUAAACGUUUUGGGUAGAAAUUCUUGUAAGGUAAAAAAAACAUUGGUAGGGAGUUUAACGUUUUUCUUUAAUGUUUUUUUCUUGUAACUGUUGAAUAUCAAUGUCGUUUUAUAUUUCAGAUUACUUUCUUAGAAAUUUCUUAUCUUUGAGUCAUAUUGUGGAGGAAGAUAAGAUGUUCAUUUCUCUUGGUCGCUGGGAUUUUUCUUCUCUGGGGGCUAUAGUUCAAAAUACUCGUACAGUCUCCUUGUAAAUAUACUACUGACUUGCGGUCUCAAAGUUUGUUAUGGUUCAUUGAUUUUUGUCUUA
This is a messenger RNA of Humulus lupulus (European hop), 4117 nucleotides long. Its product is annotated as protein TOPLESS. Bases 264 to 3662 code for a protein of 1132 amino acids. The record is from RefSeq and is a predicted model, not a curated record. Lineage: Eukaryota; Viridiplantae; Streptophyta; Magnoliopsida; Rosales; Cannabaceae. The transcript is spliced from 27 exons. Gene Ontology annotation, molecular function: protein binding. Gene Ontology annotation, biological process: regulation of DNA-templated transcription.